Molecule: messenger RNA, 591 nt
Organism: Cladocopium goreaui
Lineage: Eukaryota; Dinophyceae; Suessiales; Symbiodiniaceae
Source: the annotation of a GenBank genome assembly
AUGGAUGAGGGAGCAAAACUCAGCGGAAAGCGCUCGGCCAAGCUUUUGCUGGCGCAGCAGAAGGCCUCCACAGCAGACCUGGAACGUCGUUUGCAGGCGGCCCAGGCGCGCUUGGCGAACCAGCCGAGCCAGCCGAGCCAGGUCCAGCCAGAUGAUCGAGAGCUGGCUGAGGCUUUGCGCCUCAGCGAACAGGAGGCCGCCGAGGCCGCGGGUGAACGAGACAUGCUGCGGGGCGAGCUCCAAGAAGCCGCACUGGCAGCUGAAGCCAUCCCACGUGAAGCUGCCUUGCUGGUGGAGGAGCUGCAGAAGACAGAGCGAGCCGAAGCGUUUUGGCGCAAGGAGCUGGAGCAGGUGCAAGAACUGCGCUGCGUCCUGGAAAGCAGCGUCGCCAGGUGCCAAGAAGAAGCUGCAAGUGAAGCGGCUGAAAGCCUACGCUUGAGAAAAUAUUUGGAAGAUCGAGGUUGUGGUCUGAGCUGGCUGCGCAGCAUUGCGCGAUCUCAUGUGGAGGAUCUGCAGGGCAGUGUGACCUCCUUAGAUCUUCACCUCCAACCAGCUUUGCAGGCUGCAUCAUUGGGUUCCAAUGAUGGAUGA